Molecule: messenger RNA, 1824 nt
Organism: Coffea eugenioides
Lineage: Eukaryota; Viridiplantae; Streptophyta; Magnoliopsida; Gentianales; Rubiaceae
Product: subtilisin-like protease SBT5.6
Exons: 9
Biological process (GO): proteolysis
Molecular function (GO): serine-type endopeptidase activity
Source: RefSeq, a predicted model, not a curated record
AUGGACGCAAAGUUCAUCAUCACGAGUUGCAAUUUCAACAAAAGAUUCAUGGAGAAAUAUUUGGCUGUUUUAUGCUUUCUUUUCAUUAGUCUUCAUAUGAAAGCUUUAUGUGAAGAACGGCAGGUGUAUAUAGUGUACCUUGGAGAGCACAGUGGGAACAGAAACUUUGAAGAAAUAGAGGAACACCAUCGCUCAUUUCUACAUUCUGUUAAGGGUUCAAAACAAGAAGCUGAGACAUGUCUUAUUCAUAGCUACAAACACAUAAUCAAUGGCUUCUCGGCAUUCCUUACACCAGAAGAAGCCUCCACGGUAUCAGAAAUGGAUGGAGUGAUUUCGGUGUUCCGUAGCCAAACAAGAAGAUUGCGGCUACAAACUACAAGAUCGUGGGAUUUCACCAAUUUACUUGAAGCAAAUGGUGACUUAAGUCGUGUGAAUGGAGAAAAAUUACUUCAGAGAGCUAGCUAUGGCAAAGAUGUUAUCGUUGGAGUCUUUGACAGCGGUAUAUGGCCAGAGUCUCGAAGUUUUAACGAUGAAGGGAUGGAACCUGUUCCAAAAUCUUGGAAAGGUACUUGUCAACAAGGGAUUGCCUUUAACUCUUCCCAUUGCAAUAGGAAAAUAAUUGGGGCUCGAUACUACCUAAAGCAUUAUGAGGCUGAACAUGGCCCUGUUAAGGAAAAAAUGGAAUUCCGUUCACCUAGAGACAAAAAUGGUCAUGGAACUCAUACAGCAUCAACUAUCGGAGGACGAAGAGUUCCUAAUGCUUCUUCCUUGGGUGGAUUCGCCAAUGGUACUGCCUCUGGUGGCGCUCCUCUUGUUCGCCUAGCCAUCUACAAAGUCUGUUGGCAACCUGAUCCUCUAGAUGAACCAGUAUGCCCAGACGGUGAUACGCUUGCUGCCUUCGACGAUGCCAUCAAGGAUGGUGUUCAUGUUAUUAGCCUCUCCAUUGGUAGCUACACUAGCUCUCCGUAUGCUGAAGAUGGCACUGCAAUUGGAUCAUUGCAUGCCCUGAAGAGAGAUAUCAUCGUGGUAUGUAGUGCUGGUAAUUCAGGGCCAACUCCAUCAUCUGUGUCAAAUGUAGCUCCAUGGCUCAUCUCAGUUGGUGCCAGUAGCAUUGAUCGAAUAUUUCAAUCAACAAUUGUGCUGGGAAAUGGCCUGAUUGUUCAGGGGCGUACAGUAACGCCAUUUAGGAAGACAAAGAAGUAUCCUUUGGUGUAUGCUGUUGAUGUGGAAAUCCCGGGCAAAACCACCAAUGUGACUACCGGGAGGUGCUUUCCUGGUACGCUUUCCAAAAAGCUUGUCAAAGGCAAAGUUGUUUUCUGCUGGGUAGGAUUCAUUUCUCAGGCAUUGGAAGUAAGAAGAGCAGGGGGAGUAGCUGCCAUUUUUGGCAACCCUUACGGCGGAAAAGGAGUAGUUGAAAGCCCUUUCCUACUCCCUGGAACAACUGUGCUUCAGAAUGAUAGAGCAACAAUAGUGAGUUAUAUAUUGAAUAAUGAAAAUCCAACAGCAACACUUUUCCCAGGAAGAACUAUUAUUGGUACUGGACCAGCUCCAUUUAUGGCUCCUUUCACAGCACUAGGUCCAAAUGGAAUUGAACCAAAUAUUCUCAAGCCAGAUAUUACUGCUCCAGGACUAAACAUAUUGGCCGCGUGGACUGAGGCAUCGCCUCCAACUCAGCUUCUUCAAGAUCAUCGAGUUGUUAAGUAUAACAUUGGAUCAGGAACUUCUAUGUCUUGCCCACAUGUUUCUGCCGUAGCUGCAUUGUUAAAAGCUAUACAUCCUGAUUGGAGUAGUGCUGCAAUAAGAUCUUCUCUAAUGACCACAGGU